AAAGAGCGCAACUUUCGAACUAUCUAGUCCUUAUCGUAUGUGGCCACUUACGGCCUGCCAUGCAUGUUGGGAUUUGUGAGAUGUGUAAUUGGAGCAGCAGAAUUUUAUCGGAUCUUUGUAGUACUUGGAAUCCUACCCUUGGUUACAUCUAACGAGGCUUUAAGUGGAUUGUUAUCAUCAAGUACAUCGAAAGAUAAAAGCGAGAAAUGUACACUAGCCACUACUCAUUGUGUUCCCAUCGCUUUACAUCUUAAUCGUACAUGCUUAGGUAAUCAUUUGCCUUACAAAUUGACUGCUCCAAUACCACUUGGUGAAGAUGUAACUUUUUACAGUCUAGAGUUUUGGAAAGCUUUACAAUCUAUCCCAACAUGUUGGGAUAAAUUACAAUUUUUCUUGUGCUCUGUCUAUAUACCUGAAUGUGUAGUUAUUCAAACAUCGAAAUCCAUUCAUGAUGAUAUCACAUAUUCAUCGAUUACUCAUGAAAAUAAUCAAUCUAAACCAAUUAAUCAUUCAAUCAAUGUUAUCAGUGAUCAAGAGGUCCUCAAUAAAAACAUGUCAGUUGAUGAUCGUCCACCAGCAUCGUCAUCAUCAUCACCAGCAUCGACUAGUAUUCAUCGGAUUGUUUUACCAGAAGCUGAAAUGUGUGAAGCUGUACACAAAGCCUGUCCAUUAUUAUUUUCAAUUAUUCACUCAAUGAGUACUAAUCAUCAUAAUAGGAAAACGAACGAGAAAUUGACCGAGAUCAACAACUCUGGUAUUGACCAAAGUCUUAGUAAUAAUGAUACUGGUAGUAGUAGUAGUAGUAGCAGUGGCGGCACCAGUAAACAACAACAUCAUCAUUAUCAUUUAUAUCCGAAAUUCUUGGAUUGUUCAUUGUAUACACCAGGAUGUCGACAGAAUAAAUUAACUGCUCGUUUAUUUCAAAGUAAUGGAGGCGGUUGUCAAUCUCCAUUGGUUACAACAUCAUUAAGACGAAAUUGGAUUCCUGGCAUAGAACGAUGUAGUUUUCCAUGUCGACGUCCUCAUUUCGAUUCGGAACAUUAUAAAUUAGCUAGAUGGAUUACAGGUUGUGCUGCUGUGAUUUGUUUAUGCACUAAUAUUUUUACAUUGUUUACUAUUCGUUUACAAUUAACUGAACGUUUGGAGAUCACUUUACAACUUUCCAUGUAUAUUCAUCGUCUUAUUGAUUCACUACAAUUGCCAACAUUUUCAACUGAUCGAAGAAAAUCACAUCUUAUCUACAAUGGGAAAUCAUCAUCAUUAUUAUCCACAUCAUUAAAAUUACCAAUGACAACUGUAGGCACAUCUUUUUCAACUGGAACAAAAACCACUACUACUCAUACAUCAACAACUACAACAACAACAACCACAACCACAUCUAAUCACAAUGAUCCAGUGUCAAAUCCAUCUUGGCGUCUAUUGCAUACAUCAUUAUUUUAUAUGCAUUUAUUUUUAAUAUUUGGUUGUUUUGGUUGGUUAUUGCCAUUACUACCAACUAUUGGUGAAUAUGUGGCUUGUCGAGAAGAUGGUAGCCUACGUGUAGGUGAACCACAAAUCAGUUCUGGAAAAUCCAUUCUAUGCAUUAUCGAUUUUAUUCUAUUGUAUUUCUCUUCAAUGGCUGCUGCAAUAUGGUCAAAUAUUUUUGAUUAUGCUUUAUUAUAUCAAAUGAAAAAAAUCAAUUACAAUUUAACCAAUCAAUUGCCUCAUUAUGAACACUUUCCUACUGAACAUCAUCAAUACAAGAGGCAACAACGACGUCGACAACAACAACAACAACAACAGAAACAAUCACGAGUAUCAGAGCAUCGGCGUCAACGUCAGCAUCGUUCUCGUCCUCGUCGUCAACAACAACAACAACAGCAGCAACAACCGCAUAAAUCCAAACACUAUCAUACCGAUAUAGAAAUGAAACAUAUUUGUCAAGCUUAUGUAACAAAAUUCAGUGAAAAUCUUCUCUCUAGAAAAUAUCAUAAAUCAUGUGAAAUUCGUUUUAUGCCAAAACGUAUCUCUGAUGAACCAUCCUUAUCUGAAAUAACUAAUUCUGUGAAUUUAACCAAUGAAAAAUCUUCAGAAUUUGAAUUUAUGAAUGAAGAACAGUGUAUGCCACCGAUAAAUGAUAAAACUAUUACUACAAAUACUACUACUACUACUAGUGAUACUACUUAUAAAAAUAUCAUCAAUUUGAGUAAUUAUGACAAUAAUAUCACUACCACCACUACUACUACUGCUACUGAUACUACUAACAAUACAAUUCAUAUUGACAAUCAACCAAGCAUUGAACCAUUGAAUGUGGCAUUAUCUUGUCCAAGUAGUAUUAAAAGUAUGAAACAAAAAUGUAAAUCAUCUUGUUCACUUUCAUUGUCGUCAACUUCGUCCACUUCAUCAUCAUCAUCAUCUGCAUCUGCAUCUGCAUCAUCGGCGUCACCUGCAUCAGCGUCAUCGUUGACAUCAUCAUCCUCUUCACUAUUGUUAUUAACUAGUCAAAAUGUGAAAAGAACCGACGAUAAUGUACACUUGUUGAAUAGUAAUACUACUACUGCUGCUAUUGCUACUACUACUUGUACUACUUGUACUACUACUACUAGUAAUCGUAAUACAAUCAGUAAACUUGACAAUGCUAAGAAUAAAUCCCGUGAACAGAAAUUGAAAGGUUUACAUUCAACUUAUUAUUUUGAUGAUAAUUAUCAUAAAUUACGUCCUUCUCCUUCCAGUCAUCAUGAUGGUUUAGCACGCUUAGAAUCCAUUCUGCAACAAUCACCAACAACGGGGAGUACUUGUUUAAAUCCACAUCACAGUCACCGAUAUAAUCAUCAUCGUCAUCAUCAUCAUCAUCAUCAUGAUCAUUGCCAUAGAACUAAUCAUAACUCUUAUCCAAAAUAUAAAUACGGUUCAUUUACAGGGAUUCCUUUAAAUUCAUUGAUUGACUUAUUAUUAUCAUCAUCAUCAUCCUAUGAUGAUCAACAUUGUAUCAAUUCAUGUAUUGAUUCAUCUUUAUCAUAUUUUUCAUUGUGUAAACCAUUAAUAUCACAAAUUUUAUGGAUUCAAUUAUUUACAAGUGAUAAAUAUCUUUUCAUUCAUAAUAUGAAUACACUACCGACUGUCAAUAAUGAGAAACAUGAAAAACAUGAUGUGCAAGACAAUGAAGAGAAUGGUAACGAUGAAAAUGUUGAUGAUACUAAUAAUGAUGAUGUUGACGAUGAUGAUGAUGAUGAUGAUAGGAUGAAUGGUCAUUUUUUACAUAGAAAAACUACUGCCAACACUACUGCUACUACUGCUACUACUACAACUUGUUCUGAUCUUAGAUCACUUAUGUUAAAACAAGGUGUUAUCAUUUCAUCACCAAUUAAUAAUCAGUCAAUUAAUACUCAACCACAAACAACUUGUUUACAUUUUUUAGCUCUUGCUAUUCCUUUAGUAUUCACAUUGAUUAUAUUGACAGCUGCAGAAAUUGAUGGCAAUUCAUUGAGUGGAAUUUGUUCUGUUGGCUUGAUCAAUAUAUGGGCACGUGUUGGCCUUGUGUUGAUCCCAUUUACUUUAUGUUUAAUAAUCAAAUUUUAUUAUUUUAUUCAAUUAAUUUAUCAAUUUAUGAAAUUACGUCAUAAAUUCUUAUUGUCAUCAUUUCGUGUGGAUCAUGAAUUAGCGCAACGUUUAAUACGUUGUUGUUUAUUUUAUGGUAUAUUUUUGAUUUUUCUACUAAGUUUAUGGUUAUUCUCAAUCUGUAUUCAUAGUUAUGUGUAUUUGAAUGAACCUGUUUGGUUAGAAUCACAACGUCGUUUAUUCUUAUGUCGUAUACGUUAUCGUUUAUUAGGAGGAUUUGAGGAUAAUGAAUUCAGCGCAAUGAAUACCUGUUUGAAUACAGAUUUAUCGUAUGAGUCUGUCAAUACAGCAUCUACGUCGUCGUCGUCAUCAUCAUCAUCAUCACCGGCAGCAACAACCAUGGCAGCAUUCACACAAUCAUUGAAUAUGCAUUCAAAUCCUCUCUCUUCCAUAGAUGAUGAUUUGUCUUCUUCUAGUAAUCAUCAUAAAGCUAGCUUACAAUCCACCUCUUCACAAUCCAUAACUGACAUGUUCACAAUGAAAUCGUCUGAUCUACAACACCAACCAACAGGACACUCCAUCCAAUUGAAUCAUCAUGACAGUAUUGCUACUUCAUUGACAGCGCACACUUAUUAUCAUCAACUAUCAAUGCAUAAUGAAGAAAUGUUUUCAAUGCCAAAACCAUCUAUUGGUCCAUUGUUGUUACAUUUAUUAAUUUAUUUUAUGAUUAAUCUUUUAUAUAAUUCAAUAUGUCUAUUAGAUCCAUCAGUGAAACGUACUUGGUGGUAUUUAAUUAAAAAGCUUGUAUUUUGGUGUCGACUUAAAAAAGACAAUUUCUUUCAACAACAACAACAAUCGCAACAUUCACCAUAUCAUACAUCUUCUUAUUCACAGGAUUAUAACAAUCAUAGUCAUGACAAUGUUGUUACACAUACGCACAAUGAAACUAAUCUAGAUAUGUUCAAUGAGAAUAAUCAUAGUGCUAAUUUUAUUCAAUCUUAUUUUAAACAUUUAAUUAUUGGAUUCAGUUGGUGGGAUCCUGGAUUUUUCACUAUACCAACACCAAUUUUAACAAAUUUUGAUUUAUGGGAAAAAUGUACCAUCAUGUUUCAUAAUACACAUCGAAAAACUGUAAAAAAUUCUCCAAAACGAAACAAAAAACAACAAGAUUUUGAAUUAGUCAAAUGUAAAUUCAAUCGUUUCACUAAUAAUGUUCAUGACAAUACUACUACUACUACUACUACUACUACUACUACUGAUGCUACUAAAAUGAUGAAUGUUAGUAGUAUGGUGAAUUGUACUGAAAAUAAUCCUAGUAAUGGUUGUAAUAUUAUAGAUCUGAAUGUCAGUAAUAAUAAUAAUAAUAAUAACGAUAAUCCUUUAGAUCAAUGGAAUGAUAUCAUGAAUAAUGGUCAACAUUUAUUAACUUUACUAUCGAAAUUACUAGUUCUACCAGUAAAUCAACAUCAUCAUCAUCAUCCUAUUGAUCAUGAUAAUAAUUCAAAUGAUUUAUUAGAACAAACAGUUUUAAAUUAUCUACAACAACAUCGCCAAUCAAUGUCAACUUCGUCAUUACCAUCAUCGCUGCAUGAUGAUGACAUUCAUAUGAACAAUAAUAAUGCCAACAUUAAUCAUAGUAAUAAUGAUAGUAAUCCUUUGCAAAAUGUUUUAUUGUACAUUCUACAUCAACUAUAUCAAUUAUCCAAUGCAACAAAUACAAUACCAAUUGAUUAUAAUGAUGAUCAUGUUUCAAGUGAACAUCAUCCGAAUAAUGUGAUCAUAAAUUCUACCGCAAAUACUACAUCGACUACUAAUAAAAGUAGUAUUAGUAGUAGUAGCAGUAGUGGUGGUGCUGGUGUUGGCAAUCCUAGUAAAAACACUGCCAAUACAAUAAUUAAUCAAUUUAUUCAAACUGAUGAUAAUCAUUGUGAUAGUGAAAAGUUUGCCAUACAUCAAUCCGACUUGACAAUGGCUACAUUGAAUGCAGCUGCAGUUGCUGCUUAUGAACAUUAUCAAAAACAAUUGUCAGAUCUAACAACAGCAAGUAUUACACAACGUCGAAGCAGACACAAACGAUUACUAUCUGGACGUGCAUCAUUUCGUCGUCGUUACAGUCAAUCGCGUCGUUUAUCAACAAAUGGUUUAUUUUUGCCUAAUUUAACUGCAUCAAUGAAUUUAUUAAGUAAAAAUAUGAAUUCUUCUUCGACAACAUGUUCUAUCAAAUCUCAAUCAACAAUUGAACAACAACAACAGCAACCUUUUACAACAUCAAUACUGACUGGAACAGAAAUUGAUAAACCGCUAACACAACCAAUAACAUCUGAACGAAGAGGUUCAUUCAAUCAUCUACUACAAGCUGCAGCUUCUAUGGUUGCUGCUGCUGCUGCUGCUGCAGCUGCCACUGCCAACGCCGCCACCGCUUCCACAGCUACCAACAAUCCAACAAUGGAUUUGAUAAAAAUAGCAAAAACUAAUUUUAAAAGUACUAGUAGUAAUAAUUCAUUCAAUAGUAGUAGUAGACAUCAUCGAUUAAGUCAAUCAGGAUUGAGUGGACUUGAUUCCAUUUCAAGUGGUGGUGGUGGUGGUGGUACAGCUUCAGCUUUUGGUGGAAGUCAAAUCUCAUCAACAUCAAUUCGUAGUGCUUUAACCAAUGUUGACCAUCUAUCUCAUCGUCACCAUCGUCAUCCUCAUCAUCAUCAUCAUCGUCGUCGACGUCAAACUUAUCAUACUCGAUCAUCUUCAACAUCUGAAGCUCCAUUAAUCAAUCAUAUCAAUAAUAAUACUCAUACUCUCAAUGAAUUACAAUCUAACAAUAAUACUAUUGGUGUGUCGAUUAUUGACAAGUAUAGUAAUCCUAUCAUCACCACCACUACUACUACUACUAGUACUACUACUGUUAAUCCUAAUACUAAUAUGCAUAGUAUGGGUAGUCGUAUGUCAUCAUUACAUUCUAUUUCAUGUGCUUCAUCAUCAUCCGGUGCGGAAUCAUACAAUUCUUAUCGUUUAUUAAUUAAUCAAGCUGGUGCAAGUUGGCGUGAAUUAUGGCGUACACGAAUGUUAUUAAUGCAUGUAUUACGUUGGGCUGAAAAUGUCACAUCAUUUAUGCAAUCGAACAAUAAUAAUAAUAAUAUCCAUUCAAACAUUAUAGCUCAUCAUGAAUUGACUCAAUCACAAAUGAGUCUGUCAAAUUGUGUUGAUGUAACUGCGAAUCAAACGAACGUAAACUGUAUGAAAACAACACCAGCGGCGGUGGCGGCGACAAUAACAACCACCACUACAUCACCACUUGUCGCUGCUCCCCUUAAUUGUGAUGAUAUUGUGAAUGUGACAAGUGGAAAUAAUCAUUCAUUCAAUGUUACUCAACAUCAGCAUCAACAACAAUUGCCGCCAACAUUCUCAUUGAAUCAGUUGGAUGGGAUGACAGAUUUCAAUGGACAAUUAGUUCAAUUGAUUCUGUCAUUGAUUGAACAACAACAACAACAACAGCAGCAGCAACAAUCAAUCCAUCCUGGAACUGGAUCUCAAUCGAAAUUGGAUAGAAGUGAAUCACUGUUGUCAACUAGUUCAUUGAAUAAUUUACCUGUUGAAUCAUCGUUACAAACAGAUAUGAAUACAACAAUAACAACAACUACUACUACUACUAUUAUCACUAGUACUAUUACUGCUACUACUACUACUACUACUACUAAUACAAGUAAUAGUAGUAGUAGUGUGAAUCAUUUCUAUGGACAACCAAAUCCAUUGACCACUAUGGAUCCUAUGAUAGCAGCAGCAUUUGCAGCGGCAACAGCGGCAGCUACUGUAGCUCUGCAACAACAACAACAACAACAGCAACUGCGGCUGCAACAAGGUUUACACCAAUUGUCACCGUCAAAUUCAACCUCAUCUCCUGCUACUACUACUGGUGUUGUUGCUUUUGAUACACCACCAGUCACUACUACUACUACUACUACUUCGACUACUACUAUCAAUAACAUCAAUGAUCAUGUUAAAAUGUUUGAUCAAAAUAUUGGUGGUACUAAUCAAAUGAAUGUUGUCAGUAAUCAAUUCUAUCAUCCAACUAUGAAACAUUGGACUAAUGAAUCAUGUUCAUUCGGAUCAAUGCCACAAGAUCCACAUCAUUUGUCUAGUAGUAUUAAUAGUCAAAAUGUUACAUCACAAGUAUACAAUCCUUCCAAUACUAAUCACAAUCUACCACCAAUGACACCAAUCAAAAAUACUCCACCAUAUUUACAAACUCCUAAUCAAUGGUUCCCUCAAUUGUCAUCCAUGUCGAAUCAACCAAUCAAACCGAUCAAUAAUAUGAGACCAUAUUAUUAUAAUUAUGAAAUGCAACCAAAUUACACGUACAGAAUGAAUAUACCUACUGACGAACCUCAUCCUCAUCAUCCUCAUCAGCAGCACCAGCAUCAGCAUCAUCAGUGUACUAUUGCACCAGAUCUACUGUUAGACCAUGAUCAAUUGACUAGAACAGAGGCGCCUAGGCAUAUAAAUAUGAUUCAUAAUAAAUCGAUAAACUGUUCAUUAACUGAACAACACCAACACCUACAACACCACCAAGAAUCUGUAAUUCAUCCGACCAGCUCAUUCAAUUCUCCAGUGAAUAAUAAUAUGCCACAUAUUCCAUUCUUAUCCAAUUCUACUACAUUCUCUCCGGGAUUUCAUUCACAACAACCGAAUCCUGUGUUAUAUUCUAAUACAUGUACAAAUCCACCAUAUAUUGUAACCGGAAGUUCAUAUUUUAAUAAAAAUGUACAAAUUCCUACACCAUCCUUACAACAUACAACUCAAAAACAAAUUAUUGAUCAUGAAGACACUGUACGAUUAUUACACAAUCCACUUGAACAAGUUGUCCCGGUCAAUAAUAAUAAUAAUAAUAAUGACUCAGAUGCAUUUGACAGUGAAGAUGACAUUGUCUCAGUUGAUGAAGAAGAAGAAGAAGGGGACAAAGAAGAAUUUCAUGAAAUAGUUGAUUAUAACAAUCAUGAAAAAAUGGAACUUGAUCGUUCGAGACAUCAAAGUUGUCAACAAAUACAACCACAAGCUCACCAUCACCACCAGCAACAACACCAACAACAACACACAAAUGUGUUCACACAUAAUCCCUAUGAAAAUUAUACGAAUACGCAUGAACAAAUGAUUAGAUUUCAUACAAAUAAUUCACAUAAAUAUUUUAUUCCUAAUUUUGUCAAUCCACCCUACCAUCUUCAUCAUCAUCAGCAUCAACAUCAUCGCCAUACUGCAAUGGAAUCAGUUGAUGCAGUGAAUGCUACUACACUAAACACAACUCCAUGUCUUCCAUCACAUCAUCAUACCCUAUCAAUUUAUUCAAAUAAAUAUUCUACAAAUAUUAUUUCAGAUGAUGGUGAAUUAUCUAGUGUAAGUCAAAGUGCUAGUCAAGUUGUUCCAUGUGCAUCUUCAUCAUCCUCGUCCUCCUCAUCAUCAGGUACUGACUCAUCGUCAUCUUCAUCGUCACCAUCAUUAUCAAAUUCAAAAUUAUUGCCUCAGUCAACUUCAUACGAUAAUGCUGAUAUUGAUCCAACUCCUUGUACUGUUGGUGAUGGUGGUGUUGUCGUUGUUGUUACUUGUGCCCAACUUGAUCAUAUCAUCACUAAUCCGUCUGCCUUAUUAUUAUCAUCAUCAUCACAACCAAUGGAUCGACAUGACGAUGUACUGGUUGUUGAUACACAUCAUGCCCAAUUGUUAUCACCUAAUAAACAACCGCAAUUAGAUGAGACAAAUAAUUGACCAAUGAAACAACAAUGUUGUAGAUUUAUUUGUUCGCCUUUUCUUUAUUUCCGGUGUAUCAACGUACGAUUUCAUCCGUUGUUGUUGUUUUUUCUCCAUCUUCCUUGCCUGUCUUCUUUUUUU
Messenger RNA from Schistosoma turkestanicum, 9408 nucleotides. NCBI's taxonomy places the organism in Eukaryota, Metazoa, Platyhelminthes, Trematoda, Strigeidida, Schistosomatidae. The record is from the annotation of a GenBank genome assembly.